AUGCAGUCGUUACUGCCGGUAGUGGCGUUAGUGCGGGAGAGGCCUGGAUGCGAGGCUGGCGGCGGCGGCUGCGGUGACGCGGAGGAUGGCUUCAGCAGCACCGCGGGCGGGGCCUGCUGGCUUUGCAGGCAACCGGCCGAUUACAACCUCGACGGGGAGUACCUUCUCUGCUUCUCUUGCAUGCGGCGGAUGAUUAUUUUGUGUGUGCUUCCCCGCGUUGCCACCCCGAGGCGGCGCAGGGACGACGCCCGCCUCAUUGCGGAGAUCCAGAAACUUCUGAAGAGCCACAGCGUCCCGCCCGCAACGGCACCCCGGGCGAGUGAGGGGAACUUUGCACGGGAGGCGGCGAGGCAGGGCAGGGACAGCUGCGACACCGUCUCCGUGGUGGACCCGCUGCAGGCCCACGCCGUUAUGUCUCGCAGCUCCGCCACGUGGCGCCGCACGCAGCAGGGCGGGGAGGCGGGAGGCUCGCGACCGCCCAACAGCGCCGCGCUCUGCGAGGACCCCUGCGGGGCGCGCCAGGUUCGCCGCGCGAGCCCCGUCGUGUGCCGCUUCUGCGGCGCAAACUGCCGUUUCGGGGAGGAGCGGGUGUCAAGGUGCAGGGGGACGAACUUUCUGCAUAUCCCCUGGACCUGCGACGCGUGCGGCGUCGUUAACGCAGUGGAAAGUGACAAGUGCUACGCUUGCGACGAACCCCUCGUGUGGGCCUGCCCACAGUGCACGGCGGAGCAGAGGAGUUGCCGCAGCGCCGAGGGGAUGCGCUGCUGCUGCGUCUGCAAUAAGUACAGCACCCCGCAGCAGGUCGUGGAGUCCUACCGUGCGAUGGCGGAGCGGCGGGGCGGGGCGGAGGCGGGUCCGGGCGUGGAGUUUGGCGUCAAUGACGCCGAGACGAUCGCAGAGAAGAGGCGGCAGGAGGCGAUUGAAGAGGCGAAGGGGCGUCUCGCAGAGCGUGUGGCGCAGCUGGGGCUUCAGCGGGUGAAUGAGCAGGUGUCGGACGGCAACUGCCUCUUCCGCUGCCUGGCGAACCAGCUCUUUGGGUCCCCCGGGGACCACGCGCUGCUGCGCCGCCUCGUCGUGGAUUACAUGCGGCGGCGGGCCCAGGGCUACAGCGUCCUCUUCGACGGCGAGGCGGAGUGGCAGGAGUACCUGCGCGAGAUGCGGCGGGACGGCGUGUGGGGGGACGAGUUGUGCCUCAACGCGGCGGCGCGGUGCUUCCGUGUGAACAUUCACGUCAUCACGAGCGACGCGGCGCGCUGGCACCUGGUGUUCCAGCACGAGGAGCUGAGGGGCGCGCGCUCCGCCGUGGCCUCCCUCGCGGCGCAGCCGGCGACGCCCGAGAGGAACUCCAUCUGCCUCUUUCUUCUCUACAUUGCGCCGGUGCACUUCAACGACGUGGUGCUCCACCCCGCGGCGGCCAUUGACGUGCGGCGGUGCCUGGAAAAGUCCCUCCGCCACAUGCAGAGGGACGAAGACUCGCGGCAGGACGUGGGCGAAGAUGUCGCGGGGCCGCCGCCGCCGCCAGCCUCUCCCCCGCCGCACCAGAAGCGGUCCCGCUCCAAGCCAUUGGGGGAGGCAUGGGCCACACGCGGGGGCGGCUUAGCCUCGUCGCAGGCAAACCGCCACUAA
Molecule: messenger RNA, 1626 nt
Organism: Trypanosoma conorhini
Lineage: Eukaryota; Euglenozoa; Kinetoplastea; Trypanosomatida; Trypanosomatidae
Exons: 1
Coding region: 1-1626 (541 amino acids)
Biological process (GO): protein deubiquitination
Molecular function (GO): cysteine-type deubiquitinase activity
Source: RefSeq, a predicted model, not a curated record